Talpa occidentalis (Iberian mole) is the source of this 753-nucleotide messenger RNA. RefSeq names its product spectrin alpha chain, erythrocytic 1-like. The record is from RefSeq and is a predicted model, not a curated record. Bases 91 to 753 code for a protein of 220 amino acids. Lineage: Eukaryota; Metazoa; Chordata; Mammalia; Eulipotyphla; Talpidae. Gene Ontology annotation, cellular component: plasma membrane; cortical actin cytoskeleton; cell projection. Gene Ontology annotation, biological process: actin cytoskeleton organization. Gene Ontology annotation, molecular function: actin filament binding. The transcript is spliced from 6 exons.
UUCAUGUGAAUGUUUCCUCUCUGUGUCUCUGAUACAUUUUACCUUGCAGGUUAGAUUCUAGAAGGAGAGCUCUUUUCAAAGGAAACCGUUAUGGAGAGUGGUGGCUCAAAGGUGCUGGAGACAGCAGAAGAAAUCCAGGAGAGGCGUCAGGAGGUGUUGGCUCGGUAUCAGAGGUUCAAGGAGCUGGUUGCUGAGAGGGGGCAGAAGCUAGAAGAGUCCUAUCACUACCAGGUGUUUAGACGGGAUGCAGAUGACCUGGAGAAAUGGAUCUUGGAGAAACUCAAGAUUGCAGGCGACAAGAACUAUGAAGAUCCAACAAACAUACAGGGAAAAUAUCAGAAGCAUGAAUCCUUUGAAGCAGAGGUGCAAGCAAAAUCAAGGGUCAUUCCUGAGCUGGAAGAAAUCAGGAAAGUUCGAUUUGCUGAGGGUCAUUUUGCCCAUGAGGAUACCAAGGUCCACCUGGAAGAGCUGCGGCGCCUAUGGGACCUGCUGCUGGAGCUGACUCAGGAGAAGGGCACCCUGCUACUGCGUGCCCUGAGGCUCCAGCAGUACCUGCAGGAGUGUGCAGACAUCCUGGAGUGGAUCGCAGACAAGGAGGCAAUAGUGACAUCGGUGGAGCUGGGUGAUGACUGGGAGCGCACAGAGGUUCUGCACAAGAAGUUUGAAGAGUUCCAGGUGGACCUGGCAGCUCGAAAGGGCAGAGUGGAUGGAGUAAACCAAUAUGCCAAUGAGUGUGCUGAGACUUCCUCCUGA